Messenger RNA from Anopheles stephensi (Asian malaria mosquito), 1785 nucleotides. Its product is annotated as zinc carboxypeptidase-like. Gene Ontology annotation, molecular function: zinc ion binding; metallocarboxypeptidase activity. Lineage: Eukaryota; Metazoa; Arthropoda; Insecta; Diptera; Culicidae. The transcript is spliced from 3 exons. The record is from RefSeq and is a predicted model, not a curated record. Bases 244 to 1536 code for a protein of 430 amino acids. Gene Ontology annotation, biological process: proteolysis.
UUUUGACAGUUCGCCUCCGAUUCCGAAGAACGCCCGGAAAACCGGAUGCAAUUUCGAUCGGCCCUCGACCACCCUCUAGGGUGGUAUGUUUUGUUGGUACAAUUCGCAGUUAAAUCACCCGGCACGGCAGAUAAAACGAGAAAGAGGACAAUCAUCUUGCCCUUAUCAUUAACCCUUAUGUAAACAUUGCAUUGUGUCAAAGCUGGUCCGGCGCCGGUUCCAUCAGAUUGUUCCGGGCCUAGGAUGGACACUUACCGAAGGAUUCUGGUGUACGCGACGGUUCUCGCUGUCGCUGUCAGUGCCGGUGCAGAUCUGGCCCGGUACGAUCAUUUCCGGCUGUACCGGGUUCUUAUCCGAACGCAGGCACAGGUGGAGAUGCUGCAGCAGCUAGAGGAGCGAAGCGAUAGCUACUCCUUCAUGGGUCACGCCAGACAGCCGAACCAAAAUCUAACCAUCAUGGUUGCACCGCACAAGAUUGCCGAAAUCACGGAGCUGCUCGAUCGGUACGAUUUGGAAGGCACGAUCCUGCUGUACAACAUGCAGGAUCUUAUCGACCGGGAACAGUCUACGAUCAAACCGAAAACUACCCCUCCGGAAGAUUUUAGCUGGCAGUACUAUCACCAUCUGGACACAAUCAAUGCAUGGCUACGGUUGCAAGUAUCACGCCAUCCUCAGCUGACGCUGAUCGAGCUCGGCUCAACCUACGAAAAUCAAUCACUGUACGGUGUGAAGUUGGAGAAAAAUCCCGCCAACAGUGCGGUCUUUGUCGAGUGUGGUAUACACGCGCGUGAAUGGAUCUCACCGGCCAGCUGUACGUUUGUGCUGAACGAGCUGCUUACCUCCGACCGGGCAGAUGUGCGCCAGCUGGCCGAUAACUUCAACUGGUACAUCUUUCCGGUGGUCAAUCCGGAUGGGUACCGGUACACGUUCGAGGGUGAUCGGUUGUGGCGCAAAAACACCAAACCGUACGGUAUCUGUCGGGGUGUGGAUCUGAACCGUAACUUUGCGAGCGACUGGAAUGGGCCGGGUGCAAGUUCCGAUCCGUGUCGGUACGAUUUUGCCGGUGGCAGUGAGGCGAGCGAACGGGAAACGCAAAUGUUGACCCGAUAUUUGGUGGAGAACGUGCCGAAGCUCAAGAGCUACUUUUCGAUUCACUCCUUCUCGCAGCUGGUGAUGUUCCCGUACGGGUAUAAGACGGACCGGGUGCCUAAUUACGACGAUCUGGUAGCGAUUGGACGGAAGGGUGUGGAAGCGAUCGAGCGAACCCACGGCAUGAAGUACGUUUCCGGUGCGAUGAUUGAAACGAUCUACCCAUCGUCCGGGGACAGCGUCGACUGGGUGUACAGUGUGCUCGGUGUACCGGUGGCGUACACGUUCGAGCUACGGGGACCACCGGACAGCACCAACAUGUUUGUGCUGCCCGCGAAGGAAAUCAUUCCGACCGCCGAGGAGCUGUUGGCUGCUCUCGUUGCAAUGCUGGGCGAAGCCACGCGGCUAGGAUAUUACGAAGGUGAUGCGUAUAAGCAAGAACUUUGAGCGUGAGAUCUUCCAAACGAACUGCGGUUGGAAUUUAAAUGUAUGUUUUUGCGUAAUGAGAACUGUUUAAACUGAGUUAUCUCAUUCACAACGAUUUAUGGUCAUUUUAAAUAUUUAGCAAUGAUAAAACAUUCUCAUUAUCUCGUGAUAACAGGUUGGCAAAUAAAAAUGGGAAAUCUGCACGAUCAUCAACGACCGUUACUGCUCGAACUGGUCGUACUGGUCGAAUUUCUGUUAGUACAAAUCUGA